UCAAGUGCUGAGGAGGAAGAAGUGAUGUUCCGUUAAUUUCGCCGGUUUUCGCCACAAGUAUCAGAGAGCACAGAAAGGAAGCGCGUGCCCGCGUGAUGCUCCGCUUGAGACCGCAACAUUUCAUUUGAAAUACGUCUAGCCUGCCCUUUUUGAAGGCCUGUUUAAGCCCAAGAAAAAUAUCAGACAGAUAACUCCCCUGACGUUUUUUUCUUGCUCAUUUUUUAUUUAAAUAAUAACCGAAAACUGAGCGAAUCCUCUUUUAUUUUUUGAAGACAAGGCAUUCUGAUAUAUUUCAACGUGAGGGGGUGACACCUCUCAAGCCGUGCAUCACCAGACAAGAGACAAGUGACUGCGCCAACAUGGGGUAUGGGAGAUCAGACAGUUACCGCGUUGCCACCACACAGGACAAAGAUGGCCAAUCCCCCAAGAAGAAGAAGGGGGAAAACAAGAACAUGGAUGACUUGAAGAAGGAAGUGCCCAUUACAGAACACAAAAUGUCCAUAGAGGAGGUUUGCAGGAAAUACCAGACUGAUAUUGUCCAGGGACUGACCAAUGCCAAGGCAGCAGAGAUUCUACAAAGGGAUGGUCCCAAUGCUCUCACACCUCCUCCUACUACUCCAGAGUGGGUCAAGUUCUGUCGCCAGCUGUUUGGUGGAUUCUCCAUCUUGUUGUGGACUGGCGCCAUCCUCUGCUUCCUGGCCUAUGCCAUCCAGGCAGUCACUGAGACUGAGCCUGCAAGAGACAAUUUGUAUCUAGGUAUUGUGCUCACAGCUGUCGUCGUCAUCACCGGUUGCUUCUCAUACUUCCAAGAGGCCAAGAGCUCUAAAAUCAUGGAGUCUUUCAAGAAGAUGGUGCCUCAGCAAGCAUUGGUGAUCCGGGAGGGUGAGAAGGUACAGCUCAACGCUGAAGAGGUGGUGGCCGGAGACCUGAUUGAAGUGAAGGGAGGAGACAGGAUCCCUGCUGACAUCAGGGUGGUUUCUGCUCAUGGCUGCAAGGUGGAUAAUUCCUCCCUGACAGGCGAGUCAGAACCUCAGAGUAGGUCACCUGACUGUACCCAUGACAACCCCUUGGAGACCCGAAACAUCACUUUCUUCUCCACCAACUGUGUGGAAGGCACAGCACGUGGCAUUGUUAUCUGCACUGGAGACCGCACAGCCAUGGGUCGCAUUGCUACUUUGACCUCUGGCCUGGAGACAGGCAAAACCCCCAUUGCCAAGGAGAUUGAACACUUCAUUCAUAUCAUCACAGGUGUGGCCGUCUUCUUGGGCAUCACAUUUUUUGUCCUAGCCAUCGUCCUGGGUUACAGCUGGCUGGAGGCUGUCAUCUUCCUCAUUGGCAUCAUUGUGGCUAAUGUGCCAGAAGGCCUACUGGCUACAGUCACUGUAUGUCUGACCCUGACUGCCAAACGUAUGGCUAAGAAGAACUGCCUGGUGAAGAACUUAGAGGCUGUGGAAACCCUGGGCUCUACCUCCACCAUCUGCUCUGACAAGACAGGCACCCUGACCCAGAACAGGAUGACUGUGGCCCACAUGUGGUUUGACAACCAGAUCCACGAGGCUGACACCACAGAAGACCAGUCUGGUGCCUCAUUUGACAAGAGUUCAGGGACAUGGCUGUCUCUGGCUCGUGUCGCCGCUCUGUGUAACCGUGCUCAGUUCAAAGCAGGACAAGACUCAUUGCCCAUCCUGAAGCGCGACGUUGCUGGCGAUGCCUCAGAAUCAGCCCUGCUGAAGUGUAUCGAGCUGUCUUGUGGCUCAGUCAGGGCGAUGAGGGAAAAGAACAAGAAGGUGGCUGAGAUCCCCUUUAACUCCACCAACAAAUACCAGCUCUCAGUGCAUGAAACAGAAGAUCCUAAUGACAACCGCUACCUGCUGGUGAUGAAGGGGGCCCCCGAGAGGAUCCUGGACCGUUGCUCCACCAUCCUGCUACAGGGCAAGGAGCAGCCUAUGGAUGAGGAGCUGAAGGAGGCUUUCCAGAAUGCCUACAUGGAGCUGGGAGGGCUGGGAGAGAGAGUGCUGGGUUUCUGCCACUUGCUGCUUCCAGAAGACCAGUACCCAAAGGCCUUUGCCUUUGACACGGAUGACGUCAACUUCCAGACAGACAACCUUUGCUUUGUUGGCCUCAUGUCCAUGAUUGACCCUCCUCGUGCUGCUGUACCUGAUGCUGUUGGUAAAUGCAGAUCUGCUGGUAUCAAGGUGAUUAUGGUCACUGGAGAUCAUCCAAUCACAGCCAAGGCCAUUGCCAAGGGAGUGGGCAUCAUCUCAGAAGGCAAUGAGACAGUGGAGGACAUUGCAGCUCGUCUCAACAUACCUGUCAACCAGGUUAACCCCAGGGAUGCAAAGGCCUGUGUGAUCCAUGGUACAGACCUGAAAGACCUGUCUCAGGAUCAGAUGGACGACAUCCUAAAGAAUCAUACCGAGAUCGUGUUUGCCAGGACGUCCCCACAACAGAAACUCAUCAUUGUAGAGGGCUGCCAGAGACAGGGUGCUAUUGUAGCUGUGACAGGAGACGGUGUGAAUGACUCUCCUGCACUGAAAAAGGCCGACAUUGGCGUUGCCAUGGGAAUCUCAGGUUCUGAUGUGUCCAAACAGGCUGCAGACAUGAUCUUGUUGGAUGACAACUUUGCCUCUAUUGUCACAGGCGUGGAAGAAGGCCGUUUGAUCUUUGAUAACCUCAAAAAGUCCAUCGCCUACACUUUGACUAGCAACAUCCCCGAGAUCACCCCUUUCUUGCUGUUCAUCAUCAUCAACAUUCCCCUGCCACUGGGAACCAUCACCAUCCUCUGUAUUGACCUGGGAACUGACAUGGUGCCAGCUAUCUCCCUGGCUUAUGAAGCAGCUGAGAGCGACAUCAUGAAGCGUCAGCCCAGGAACCCAUUCAGGGACAAGCUGGUGAAUGAGAGGCUUAUCAGCAUUGCCUAUGGACAAAUUGGUAUGAUCCAGGCUCUGGGAGGCUUCUUCGCCUACUUUGUAAUCUUGGCUGAAAAUGGUUUCCUGCCCAGUCAUCUAGUAGGUAUCAGACUCAGGUGGGAUGAGCGGACUGUCAACGACCUAGAAGACAGCUAUGGACAGCAAUGGACAUAUGAGCAGAGGAAGAUUGUGGAGUUCACGUGCCACACAGCCUUCUUUGUCAGUAUUGUAGUAGUGCAAUGGGCUGAUGUCAUCAUCUGCAAGACCAGACGUAACUCUGUGUUCCAGCAGGGCAUGAAGAACAAGAUCUUGAUCUUUGGCCUUAUUGAAGAGACAGCCCUGGCUGCCUUCCUGUCCUACUGCCCAGGCAUGGAUGUGGCACUCAGGAUGUAUCCUCUAAAGCCUAGCUGGUGGUUUUGUGCAUUCCCUUAUAGUUUUCUCAUCUUUGUAUAUGAUGAAGUCCGAAAACUUAUACUCCGUCGAAACCCUGGAGGUUGGGUGGAGAGGGAGACAUACUAUUGAUCCAGUGAGCAUCUUUGCUCAAACCCUGACAUUUUCCACUUAUUUCUCCUCCAUCAGUCCAUCCCUGGCAAGACACAUCUCCAGAUGCUCUGCCUCCUCAAAGACAAAAACCGCUUUAAAGCAGUUUUCAUCACAACUGCCCCAAAGAUUAAAAACAACAAAAGCACCUUUACCACUUUAUACAUUGACCCAUCCCUCCUUUCUC
Monopterus albus (swamp eel) is the source of this 3636-nucleotide messenger RNA. It is a transcript of the gene atp1a3b, whose product is annotated as ATPase Na+/K+ transporting subunit alpha 3b. The record is from RefSeq and is a predicted model, not a curated record. The transcript has 22 exons. Gene Ontology annotation, biological process: intracellular potassium ion homeostasis; intracellular sodium ion homeostasis; proton transmembrane transport. Gene Ontology annotation, molecular function: ATP hydrolysis activity; P-type sodium:potassium-exchanging transporter activity; ATP binding. The coding region runs from base 360 to 3431 and encodes 1023 amino acids. Gene Ontology annotation, cellular component: plasma membrane. NCBI's taxonomy places the organism in Eukaryota, Metazoa, Chordata, Actinopteri, Synbranchiformes, Synbranchidae.